AUGCCCUCCCCCAGCGAGUCCAGCCGCUCGCUGACCGGCCGCACGUCCCGCAGCAUCACCCACCUCCCGGUCCAGCGGACCUGGCUGCAGAUCCUGCUGGUGCUGGGCUUCAUCCAAAUCAUUCUGGGCGUCCUGAUUGUCACCUUCAGCCUGGUAGCAGCCACCAUCACGCCCUCCACCAAGAUUCGGCACUCCUGCCCAUCCUGGGCCGGAUUCUCGCUGGCGCUGUCUGGAAUUGUCGGCAUCGUCUCCUGGAAGCGGCCACUCACCCUGGUGGUAAGCUUCUUCACGCUGCUGUCGGUGCUGGGCAUCAUGCUGAGCCUCGCUGGGUCCAUCCUGUCCUGCCAGAACGCACAGCUCGUGAAAUCUUUGGAAGCCUGCGAGAGGGAGGGGGACUUGUGUGUCUGCUGCCGGGCCCACUCAGAGCUUCUGUCCACCUGCAGCCCGCAGAGCGAGAUGCUGACCAUGUUUCCCAACCCUGACUGCCCGAGCAUCCGUGUGUCUCUCAAGGAUGUCCUCUUCAGUGUCUGUGGCUUGACGGUCUUCUCCACCAUCAUCUGCACACUCUCUGCUGUUGUGUGCUGCAUUCAGAUCUUCUCCCUCGACAUGGUCCACGUGCUGGUUCCCCAGCGCUCAAGCUCUGUGACACUGGAAUGCACAUCCCCCCCCGAGACCUUUCUGCAGAGCAUGAUGGACUUUGAGGAGUUUGUGCCCCCAGUGCCGCCACCCCCCUACUACCCACCCGAGUACACCUGCAGCUCUGAGACCGACGCGCAGAGUAUCACCUACAACGGCUCCAUGGACAGCCCUGUGCCCCUCUACCCGACCGACUUCCCCCCCUCCUAUGAGACUGUGAUGGGGCUGCGGGGGGACAGCCAGGCCACCCUGUUCGACUCACAGCUGACAGAUGGCUUGCACGCCUGCACCUGUGACCGUGUCCCCUCCAUUGUGCUCAGUGGAGAAGUGUCCAUGGACAGCGGGUCCCUAAUCAUGUCGGAGAUCAUGGACAUUCCUGGGGACAGCAGCCCCUCAGAGGACUCAUGCCUACUGGAGCUGCAGGGCUCCAUGCGCUCCAUGGACUACGUCCUCUUCCGCUCCAUCCAGCGGAGCCGCGCAGAUUACUGCCUGAGCGUGGACUGUGUGCAGUGCAGCCACCACGCGCGCAGCCCCACGCUGGGCUUGCAGGGGCCCUUCGAGGAGACGCCCCAGCCCCGGGUGCGGGGAGAACGCUCCUACUCCUGCUCCACAGCAGAGCCUGGCCACGAUGGCAUCUUGGUGGGGGGAGCCGUGACCCACAGCUGCAACCGCCUGGAGGGGCUGGCCCACUUCAGGGAAGUACUUUAUACCAAAGCACUGGAGGACACCAUGUCCAACUCCUCUGCGGAUACAGGGCUGUGCUCGGAGGCCUGCCUGCUCCGCCAUUCACACUGUGACCCCCCGCCACUGCUCCGGGCCAGCUCAGCAGGGAAGAACAAGCCACUGCCCUCCAAGAAGUUGAUGCAGCAGCUGUCAAAGACAACAACCCGCUCCCUGGGGGACCUCAAAGUGUGCCGGGGCACCCGUGGGCUGAUGGCCAGGUUCCUCCAGAGACCCAAGCGCAGCCCAGCAACCAGCAUGGAGAUGCCUGGACACAGCUUCCAGGGGAACAAGCAGGUUCCCUGGAGUGCCCGGCCGGGUGCGGAGCGGCCGCACGAAGGGAUCCACCUGCAGAGCUGCGGGGACCUGAGCUCCACCUCAUCCCUGCGCCGGCUCCUGUCCGCCCGCCGCCUGGAGCGCAGCCAUCUCAUCUUGACUGUGGACACGACACAGCGGUACCAGCAUGUGAAGGGCUUCGGUGGCUCUGUCACCGAUGCAGCUGCCAUUAACAUCCUUUCCCUGCCAGCAGCAGCCCAGGACCACCUGCUCCACUCGUACUUCUCUGAGGAAGGGCUGGAGUACAACCUUGUCCGGAUCCCCAUGGCCAGCUGUGACUUCUCCCUUGACGCCUACACCUACGAUGAUGUUCCCUUUGACUAUGAACUCACCCACUUCAGCCUGCGAGAUGAGGACACAAAGCUGAAGAUCCCCAUCCUGCACCGAGCCUUGGCCAUGAGCAAGCAGCAACUGUCACUGUAUGCGAGCCCCUGGACAUCUCCAACAUGGAUGAAGACCAGCGAGUCCUUUGUGGGGAAGGGGACACUGAAGGGGCAGGCGGGGGACAAGUAUCACAAGACCUGGGCCAACUACUUUGUACGGUUCCUGGAUGAAUAUGCCAAGCACAACCUGACCUUCUGGGCAGUGACAGCAGAGAACGAGCCCACAGCUGGGCUGAUCAACAACUACCCCUUCCAGUGUCUGGGCUUCACAGCUGAGCAGCAGCGGGACUUCAUCGCGCAGGACCUGGGCCCCGCCUUGGCCAACAGCUCCCACCACAAUGUCCAGCUCAUCAUCCUGGAUGACAACCGGCUCCACCUCCCACACUGGGCCAAAGUGGUUCUGGAGGAUGUGAAAGCAGCUCGUUAUAUCCAUGGCAUUGGCAUCCACUGGUACCUGGACUUCAUCGGUCCCAUACAGGACACAGUGGUGCCCACUCAUGAGCUCUUCCCUGACUACUUCAUCCUGGCCACAGAGGCGUGUAUCGGUGCCCACUUUUGGGAGCGGGAUGUUAUCCUGGGCUGCUGGGAGCGGGGGAACCAGUACAGCCACAGCAUCCUGAUGAACCUGAACCACUUUGUGGCCGGUUGGACUGACUGGAACCUGGCCCUAGACCUGGAGGGAGGCCCCAACUGGGUCAAGAACUAUGUGGACAGCCCCAUCAUUGUGGAUGCCAGUGAAGGCAUUUUCUACAAGCAGCCCAUGUUCUACCACAUGGGGCACUUCAGCAAGUUCAUCCCUGAGGGCUCCCAGCGUGUUGGUCUUGUUGCCUCCAGAGAGUCCAAGAAGACGGAUCUGGAGUACACGGCUUUCCUGCGCCCCGACAGCGCUGUGGUGGUGGUGGUUCUGAACCGGUCCCUGCAAAACAUCACCUUUGGGUUGGCUGAUACUGUUGGCCUGAUUGCGGCCAUGGCUCCGGCCAACUCCAUCCAGACCUACCUGUGGCAGCGGCAGUGA
Molecule: messenger RNA, 3090 nt
Organism: Chaetura pelagica (chimney swift)
Lineage: Eukaryota; Metazoa; Chordata; Aves; Apodiformes; Apodidae
Product: protein FAM189B-like
Exons: 20
Coding region: 1-3090 (1029 amino acids)
Biological process (GO): glucosylceramide catabolic process
Cellular component (GO): membrane
Molecular function (GO): glucosylceramidase activity
Source: RefSeq, a predicted model, not a curated record